GAACAGAAAAGAAAAGAAUUGAAACUUCAACAAGAAUGUCAUUCAGCAAAGUUGAUUUUCUUUUGUAAUAAAAUUUACUAUUUAGACUGGCAGAAUUUAUUUCAACGUUUUAAUAAAUAAAAAACAAUGUUUAGCAGGAAAGCAAUUCCCAUGCGAAUGGUCCUUGGGGGGAAGAAGUUAGCACUCGGCUCACCACUUAAUAAAACCUACUUGUUGCGACGAUGCCAUCAGGCUCUUCAGCAACAUCAAACUGCGCUAAGGAAUUCACCAGCAGUAUUCCAGCAGAAAUGGAACCGCAAGGUCCACGUCACACCUGUGCUGUUCGGGGAAGAAACUGUGAACGCGCCUACCUUCCCGGAUUCCGUCAGCAGCGGAGAUGUCAAGUUAAUAAAGAAGGAAGGUGACGCAUUAGCGAUGGACGAGGUUGUCAUGGAGAUCGAGACAGACAAGACUGCUUUACCCGUCAUGUGUCCCGGACACGGCACGCUCACCAAGCUACUGGUCAAACAGGGACAAAACGUCAAAUCUGGAGAACCACUGUUUAAAGUGAAUGUAACCGGCAUAGCACCUGUGAAGGCGGCAGCCCCAGCACCUGCAGCGGCUGCUCCUGCGCCGGCCGCAGCCCCGGCCGCCGCCGCCCCGGCUCCCAAGGCCCCGGCGGCUGCGCCCGCACCUUCUGCUGCCGCACCUACCACCGUCACUACCACGGUCGUAAAGGGCAGCAAAGGACCGACGGCGGCGGCUCUGAAAGUGUUGGAUCCCAGCAAGGCAAUAUCGGGGACCCGCACGGAGCACCCGGUGCCGAUGAACAAGAUGCGACUGCGCAUUGCUCAGCGACUGAAGGACGCGCAGAACACCACCGCCAUGCUCACUACCUUCAACGAAUGUGAUAUGAGCAAACUAAUGGCGUUCCGCAAGGCGAAUUUGAAGACAUUUGUCAAGAAGUACGGCGUGAAGCUCUCGUUCAUGUCUCCGUUCAUCAAAGCGGCGGCCAACGCCCUCAUCGACCAGCCAGUCAUUAAUGGAGUCAUCAUGGACAAUGAUAUCGUCUAUAGGGACUACGUCGACAUUUCUAUUGCAGUAGCAACUCCCCGUGGUCUGGUCGUGCCUAUUCUACGUAAUGUUGAUUCCAUGGACUACCCGGCCAUCGAGCUAGCCAUGAACGAACUGGCUAAUAAAGCCAAGAGCGGCAAACUGGUACCAGCAGACAUGCAGGGUGGUACGUUCACAUUGAGCAACGGAGGCGUCUUCGGGUCACUCCUGUCUAUGCCCAUCAUCAACUUGCCGCAGUCGGCCAUCUUGGGGAUGCAUGCUAUUAUACAGAGACCUGUCGCUGUAUCUGGCAAGGUUGAAAUCAGGCCGAUGAUGUACCUCGCCUUGACGUACGACCAUAGGCUGAUCGACGGCCGCGAAGCAGUGCUAUUCCUACGCAAAAUAAAGUCUGGAGUCGAAGACCCCACAUCAAUACUUGCUGGCAUUUGAUUUUACUGCAAAUUUAUUAGGUAAUUCUGUCUACACGGGUCUCUUAUUCUUUACUGAUUUUUAUUUAACGGGUUCUGCACCAUUCCUGAGCAUCCCUCCGGACCUUUGGUCGCAGUUGAGGAGCCAUUGGUCCAAGAACCCAUUAAAGCAUUUUUCUUCAAUCUUUCAAAUUGAGGAACAACCUUGCGGUAAAAGGUUCUUCCAGGCUGUUAGUAUUUCAGAUAAUGUGCUUGGCCGCGAAUUGAAAUGCUAAGAGUUAAUAAACUUUUUCGGUAUAGAACGUAAUAAAUACGAAAUCAGCCGAAUAAGGUAUUGUGAAAAUUAUGAAUUGUGAUUUUUAAUAAAUAAAUGAAUUUCUAA
Helicoverpa armigera (cotton bollworm) is the source of this 1842-nucleotide messenger RNA. RefSeq names its product dihydrolipoyllysine-residue succinyltransferase component of 2-oxoglutarate dehydrogenase complex, mitochondrial. Gene Ontology annotation, molecular function: dihydrolipoyllysine-residue succinyltransferase activity. The record is from RefSeq and is a predicted model, not a curated record. NCBI's taxonomy places the organism in Eukaryota, Metazoa, Arthropoda, Insecta, Lepidoptera, Noctuidae. The transcript has 10 exons. The coding region runs from base 127 to 1482 and encodes 451 amino acids. Gene Ontology annotation, biological process: tricarboxylic acid cycle. Gene Ontology annotation, cellular component: mitochondrion; oxoglutarate dehydrogenase complex.